AUGGCGAUCCGUGCCUUGUCAAAAAGGGUGCUAGAUUGGAGAGAAACGUUUAAUCAUCUGGCAAGCUGGUUGGAAGAUGCGCUUCAGCAUGCGAAUCCCAACAUGACAAUCGUGCUAAUCGGAAACAAGUCCGAUCUUUCUCACCGGAGAGCCUCUUCUGGCAUCAAGCUCGGCUACGGGCUGGCACAAGGUCCAUCCGGUUCAAGAGACGGAGCCGUCGCUCAAAAUGGUGGUGGUUGUGGUUAG
This is a messenger RNA of Hibiscus syriacus, 246 nucleotides long. Its product is annotated as ras-related protein RABB1b-like. Gene Ontology annotation, molecular function: GTPase activity; GTP binding. Lineage: Eukaryota; Viridiplantae; Streptophyta; Magnoliopsida; Malvales; Malvaceae. The record is from RefSeq and is a predicted model, not a curated record. The transcript is spliced from 3 exons. The coding region runs from base 1 to 246 and encodes 81 amino acids.